CGCAUAGCGUACAGUACGCCGCAAAUUGUUGAGCUAGAAAAGGAGUUCCGAACGAAUCGCUACUUGAGUAAGAGCAGACGAAACGAACUGGCCAAAACGCUCUCGUUGACCGAUCGACAAAUCAAAGUUUGGUUUCAGAAUCGAAGGAUGAAGGAGAAGAAACGACUGACAAAGCGUUUCGACAACCAUUCCACUUAA
Messenger RNA from Anisakis simplex (herring worm), 198 nucleotides. The record is from the annotation of a GenBank genome assembly. Lineage: Eukaryota; Metazoa; Nematoda; Chromadorea; Rhabditida; Anisakidae.